Messenger RNA from Plutella xylostella (diamondback moth), 782 nucleotides. RefSeq lists its product as uncharacterized. Lineage: Eukaryota; Metazoa; Arthropoda; Insecta; Lepidoptera; Plutellidae. The record is from RefSeq and is a predicted model, not a curated record.
UAAAUUUGUCUUAAUGUGUCAGAAUUCUGACACUUUCAAACAAAAUUAUUAAGUAAAUAAAAAUGAAAUAAACAAAAUGAUCUCACAAGGAUGAACAAUAGUGAAACCGAAACACCUUUCCAACUGAAGCUGUUAUAAUGGAGGACGAAUUCAACAAACUGAUACCAGUGGGCAGAGAUAAUGUGGAGAGUAUCAUUGAUUGGCUAAAAGAAGCAAAAUUCGUGAACGACAACACAGAAGAAGCAGCUAGAGGCUACCUCGGCGGUGACGGCAACGUUGACUUUCCGACCUUUAAAGACGCCCUAGCCUCCAUAGCUAUAGAUACCAACAGAAACGUCAAUGAGCUAUUCAUGGCUUUUAUGAAGUGGUGUCACUGCUACUCCACCUGUAUACCACCGCCUGAAGAGCCUAGUACCACCGUUAAGAAGAGGAGAAUGAGAAUGAAACCUAAGUCUACAAAAGAUGAUUGAGUUAAAGAUUCUGAGUGGGAAGUGGGAGGUUUUAGUCUUGUAUGGCGUGGGAGAGUCGCCACCUAGUGAUAAGUCGGUGAACUAGCUCCGUGCAGAUCUGAGUCGGUUUUCACUGCUCGAUCGGAUUAGAAAAACCUACACUUUGCGCCCCGUGAGACUGUGGAUACAAUUACAGAUAAGGUUAGAUAAAAUAGUCUUUAAAAACGUAAACUUUAAUGCUAUAGUAAAUUACUGUCAAAACAUUCACUUAUGUGUGUAAAAACUUUAUAACAUAUCAAUAUUGGGAAUCACAAUAAAACAAUAAAAGUAUAA